Messenger RNA from Nomia melanderi (Alkali bee), 8364 nucleotides. RefSeq names its product shroom (gene Shrm). NCBI's taxonomy places the organism in Eukaryota, Metazoa, Arthropoda, Insecta, Hymenoptera, Halictidae. Gene Ontology annotation, biological process: actin filament organization; cell morphogenesis. The record is from RefSeq and is a predicted model, not a curated record. Gene Ontology annotation, molecular function: actin filament binding. Gene Ontology annotation, cellular component: apical plasma membrane; cortical actin cytoskeleton; apical junction complex.
CGCGCUGGUUCUAUCGAGCGGCCAUCAGCCCCCCUCCCGACCGCCUCCCGCCGUGUUCCGCAUCGUCUCUCGUAUCUCUCGUAUCUCUCACGUGGCCAGGCCGCCGGGGGCAGCAGGAUUAAAGCAAGCCGGCGCGUUAACGUGCUGUGCCGUGUAACUAGUGGAUGUGCUUCGUCGUCGCUCCUGUCUGCGUCUCGCUCGGUCACGUUAUCAACCAGCCAGUUCGCCGUCUCGCUCGCUCUUGGUGUGCCCUCCGCUCGGAGCUUGGACCGGUCGUCAUCCUGGAUAACGCUCGCUCACCGCGGAGCCAGGCCUGCGUAGCAACGCGCCGACCCGGACCCGCGACGCCGCUGAAUCAACAGGUGGGAAUCUGCGAACUAACAGGUGUAUCCCGGAUGGCGGGGACGUCGGUUACACGAUGACGGAACUGCAGCCGUCGCCGCCAGGAUAUCGAGUCCAGGAUGAGGCCCCGGGCCCACCUUCCUGUCCUCCGGGCCCCUACAAGUACGCGAGUCACGGCCACGGGAGCGAGUCUACCAAUUUCAAGAGUGCCGCGUCGUAUCCUCCGGAAGGCUAUGGCCUUAAGCAGAGUCCGUCUCGGACGGUGCUUCCUAACGAGUACUAUCGCCGCAGAAACGACGGCAGGAGGUCCGCGGAGAACGAGCACGAGGCUCCUGGCAGCGCAGCUAAGAAAGCCACGGCUGCCGGUUACAACGAAAGUCACAAGAAGAAUACUGCGGGCUACAAAAACGACAGCGGGUACAGCGAGAGCCUCGGAUUUGAUAGCUUCACGCUCCCUCUCAACGAGAGAGACGAAGCGUCGCCACCGCCAACGCCUCCAGUCCGAGACGCGUCCAGCCUCAAAGGCGUCUGCUAUGGGCCCGGCCACGAGAAAUACCCGUCCUGGCCCAGCGCGCCGGAGAGACACCCGGACGAGGACGUUCACGGCACAGGCCAUAACAGCGGAUCCCAUCGUUCCAAGUCCUGGACCGAUCACACCAAUUAUCCGAAGGAGAAGCCAGCCCAAUACACCAGACCGCACACGAAGAGGCCCAAUCCGGCGUUCACGCAGCAGCUGAAGACCGUGAUGGAGCGCUGCGAGAAGAUCCCGGCCGAGACUUUCGAGUCCCGCAAUAGGGGCAACGUGGAGGAGGAGCCGAGAUUGUGGCCCCGCGUGGACCGCGAGGGCAAGGCGCUCGGCGAUGAGGAGUAUGUCGUGCCGUCGCCUCCCGAGCGCGAGCAACAGACCGCGCAGACCCUCAGCCACGCUGAUCUGGAAGCCUACGUUAGGAGCUACCAGGAUCCCCAAGUGUCCCAGGUGGACAUAUACCGGGAGGCAACCUUAACGCAAGCAGGUCUCGAAGAGUACACAAGGGUGCAACACUCUCAGCAAGCCAGCUACGCACAAUCCGAAGGCUAUCACAGUUAUGUUUCCAGCGUGGACUCUACAACGAACACUCCAUUCCUCGACAGAUUGCGAAGAGACAGCGAAGCGGUUGCACAGAGGCCAGCCUCGACCUGGGAGGAUACAUCCAGGGAGGGAAGAGACAGCGUGGUAACCACGUCAAGCGGAAGCGCUUCCAGCAGCGAAACCUUAAAAUGGCACGGCUCCAUGUCAGAUGUUAGCGUUUCGAGCGGCUUGCCAGCACGACAAAGUACAUCUGACCGAUGGCACCAUGGCUCGAUGUCGGACGUCAGCAGCGUGAACGGCGGAAUUCUGCCUCAGAAGUCGAGCAACGGGUGUCACGACAAAUGGCAGGGCUCGAUGAGCGAUGUCAGCAGCACUGGCCUUUCUCCGACAACGAAAGGCAGACACAGCGAGAAAUGGCCAGACAAGUGGCAAGUUUCAAUGAACGACCGUAACAAACAGAAUCAGGGUAGAUCCAGUUUGCCAGCCGUGAUCAGUCACUGCAGCUCGUCAACCAGCGUGGCUGAUGUUUCUACGGUACGAGAGAGCAAAUGGCAGGAGUCCAACAUCGACGAAGAAUCUCUAGACAAGUCACAGACCAGCUCUGAAUGGGAUGGUUCGAUGAGAAUCGAAAGCGAUAAGUACGGAUCACUGGCGCAGCCAAUGCCGCAGAGUCCGAUUCGUCAAUCGAUCGGUCCAACGAGUUCACAGAGUCCAGAAACAUGGAACCCGAUCCACGGGUCCAUGUCAGACGUUAGCCAGGCUAAUGGGCUCUCAUGUAGCAAACAGCUGAUCGCUCAUAGCGCCAGAGUGCAGACCCCACAGAGACAUCACUCGGAGAGCGUGCUGUAUUUGGACCGUGAGAGGAACCAACGGAAAUUGUACCCUGUCAGCACUACUCAGCCUCAAGAAUCCACUCAGUCUUCAAGGAUGUCUUCAACGCUGUCCCAGCAGCCGCAGAUAUCAGUGGCGGAGCGCAUCAACGAACUAGAAAAGCAGCAACAGCAACAGAUGCGUUACACCUACUUGGACCCAGAGAAACGACAUCGAGUCUCCGAUCCAACGCUGAAAGCCAUACAAAAGAAAGCAUUGCUGUCUUUCUACGAGAGACACCACCAAGCCUCCUGGCGGUCUGAGCCGCAAUUAGCUCAAGGAACAGCUCCUGCUCCGCAGAGUCCACCGCCGCAACCUCCACCUCGUCCCAGACCAUCAUCCUCCAGACGAGCCAGCUCUGCAUCUGAUUAUGCCAGCGGCGCUUGGCGAGAGAGUGCAAACAGGAGCCAGAAUCAGGGUAACGGAGACUUGCCCAGUCCCAAGCAUCAGCACAGCAACAGCUGCGGCAGUCUGUCCACGGAUUUACUGGGUCCUGUGAUAGUUGGUCCUGCUAUAUCGAUCGAUGACUGGGUACCAGAGAGACCGCCUAAGAAGCCACACCUGAGAAACGUCUACAACGAUCGUGUGCCUAGCCCUGACUUGCCACCGCCAUCUCCCCCAACGGUCACUGAAAACGAAGUACACGAUUGCGACGAUCCACUGCCACCCCCGCCACCCGAGCUCAGCGACGAUUGCUUCACGGACACCCAACGGAAGUCCAAUCAUCACCAGGAUGAGUCCAAGGCUCGUGACAGAUCCUGCGACAGACACAAACUGGAGAGACACUCGAUGAGAAGAUCGAAGCAUGGCCCUAAAAGGGAACACGAGAAGCCUUCGGGAAAGUCAUCGCCUAACUCUCCCACGAAAACGCCUCAGGAGCCAGACCAUCAGUUCGUGAGAGCCACCAUCGCGCUGAAACACGCAGAGUCCGAGAUGGUACUGGAGAACGGUGUCUCCGCUGGCUUCGCCACUCACAGAAUGGUAGCUACAGGUCGAUCCAGUCUGAGAUACCCCUCGACUCAGAAGCUGAUGGUGAAUGGAAGAGUGACUCCGGCGAGAAGAAUAUCAGAGGAGCGGUCCUUCUCGAACAGACCCCCCGCGCAGCUACCUGAUCUCAUAUCGCAGCGAUACAGCGAUUCCGGGAACCAGCGGCCGGCUCCUCAAGUGCCAGUCGAGCCGAGGAUCAUCCGACAGGAGUCCAUGAGAGUGGACGGGUCCAGACUAGACGUUUCCGGAUUACUUAGAAACGAAUCCUCCCAGAGACACGAAUCAUCCUCCGGACAGAGACCUCAGCCCCAAGUGCCCAAGAAUAUCGACAAGACUUCCUCGAGUAAUCAGUCGAAUCAAUCGGUGAGACCAAAUUACUUGCCAGUUCCGGAGAACUCGAAGAGCGCCGCCAAGUAUCUCGAGACCGGGAAUCACGGUUUCUCGAUCGGCAGCCCAGUGAAGACGGGUUACGAAGCGAACUCGAAGAUGUUCCCGUCGGAGUCGAGCCCCCAGAAGUAUCACGAGCCGCCGAAAUACGUGCCGAAUCAUCAUCAGCGCCACGGCGACGUGACGCAAAGGAAUUAUUAUGCGCUUCCGCCGAAGUACAUCGACGCGCCGAAGCAGAAACCUCAGCCGCAGUGUCCCACGGACAGGUACAGCGGCUCGGGAUCGCCGAGUUCCCCGCCGCCGCCUCUGGCGCCACGGCAGAACACUCCGGGCAGGAAGUCGCUGCCGCCACCGCCGCGGCCCGCCCCUCCGCAUGCCAUUCAGGGGAGCCAAUCGAAGGCCUCCUAUCUGGCUUACCGGCGUGAGCGCGGGGCGCCCGACAGCGAGGGCAGCUACAAGAGGACCAUGUCGCCGACAUCGCGGCUAGAGGAUUGGCCGCCGCCGCGGGAUCACGACGAUCCGGUCCUACUACGCGUUACGCCUCAUCAUCCGUUGCAGCAUCAUCACCAUCACCAUCACAACAAUCACCAGCCGGAGUUGUCCAAGUCUCACAGCGUGGACGCCCUCCAUCAUCGGCUGGAGGAGCGCGCCGUGCAACAGCAACAACACUCGACGGAUGUGAUCGGGAAACUGUCGCACGACCUGAACAAGAAGCUGCAGGCGAGCGACGCCAGGUCCAGGACCGCCGAGAACAACAACAACGACAACCUCGAGGACCGGCACCAGCACCACCAUCAUCAUCACCACCAUCUGGAGAAACGGCAGCAGGAGAAGAGGCACGAUUACGAGCAGCGCAGGGAACGACUGUCGCCGCAGAGCGUGGAGGUUCUUAACGACAGGAACCGGCAGCUCGAACGGGAACGUAGAAAGCUGGCCGCCAGUUGCGAACCCCUACCUCAGAACAGAGAGAAGCAAUCCCGAAGCAUGGACGCUCCUUCGUCGGUCGAAGAGGACUUCUUCCGCGAGCGCAGCGCCACCAUCGAGAUGACCUCGCAGAACAUCGAGCUGCUGAACCGUCGCAACGAGAAGAGAGCAACCGCCACUUCGACGACAACUACCACGAUCGCCACCUGCAUCACGACGUCGUCAACGUCGACCACGAUGACGAUCACAACGGACAGUUGGUCGCGUGGCAACGAGGUCCAGACCUCCAUCGAAACUUCACCCGCCUCGGAGAGGCCGCCGCCUCCGACGAGUUCGCCGCCAAGAUCGCCCGAUCAGAUCGAAGGCGACAGCCUCAGAGGAUCCAUUCCCAGACGAUCGGGGAGCUGUUCCAGUUCCUCGUCGUCGUCCAGAUCAUCCGACCCCCGCAUCUCGCCGCGAAAUUUGUCGAAUAGUUUCUCCAAGAUCGAGGGCUCGCCUACCAGCAGGAAAGUCUCCAGUCCAACGCAAACGGAGAGCACUUCGAACAGGUCUUGCUCGCCGGUCCGCUCGAGUCAGACGAACGAGAUAGAGCUAAGAGUGGAGAGGUCAUCCUCGUCGGCCAAGUCCAGGUCGGGAGGCAGGUCCUCGACGUCUUCGAUCUCCAGCAUCUCCAAAGCUUCGUCCUCGUCCUCGCCGAGGAACUCGCCGGUUCAAGAAAUGAAAUCCUCUCCGGCCGCGUCGCCUUGCGUGUCGCCGCAGCCUGGCAUCGAGGGACUGACCCUGGUGCAACGCACCGAGGUCGUUCUCCGAGUGAACACGGCCACUAGCGAUGCUGCCUCGCAGACUGAUCUUUUGGAAACAACGGAGACCGAGGUUUGCACGAAGGCCCACGAACUUCCUCUCUGUCGAAAGAAAUUGCCCGAGGAGAUCGAGUGCGAGGAACUGGGCCGGGAUCUGGCGAGUCAGCUUAGUCCGAAUGAUAAACUGGUUCCUCUCCUAGUUCCAGCGCCGGAGCACAAGAAGCCCGCCGACUACGUUUCCGGUCUGUUCAGGGUGGAGGCGACCUUGCAGCCGAGACCGAGGCGCCGGCUGUCUCUGGAGGAGCCUACGACCCCGUGCUCUGAAAACGGGGCCGACGAUGAGAAAAAGCACGAGUCGAUACCUUCCACGCCGGUCACUCCGCUCUCGACGGAUUCCGUCAGCCCGCUGUCGCCGACGUCGGCGUACUUCACCACGUCCGAAGGGAAAGCCAGGUUCCUCGCGAGAUACUCGCGCGAUGUCACCGUUGAGGGCUUGUCGCGGCAGGAGGACGCGCCAACGGUCAUUCCGACGGACAGCCUUGAUCUCAGGCAGAAAAAGGAGGAAUUGAUGAUGAGGCUCGACAAGAAGCUGGUAGUCCUGAGGGCCGAGCAGGAGGCCGUGAGAGAAGAGGGAGAGGUGAACGAGGCACUGGGAGCUCGCGUCUCGACGCGGAUCUCGGCGGUCGCGCGACCGGCGGAAGCCUCCAAGUAUCGGCUUCACGUGGAGGAAGUCGGAAAGAUCACCAGUCUUCUUCUUGGCCUAAGUGGCAGGCUCGCUCGGGCCGAGAACGCCCUCUACGGAAUGCCGGCCGAUCACGCUGAACGAAAAAUCCUCGAGAGCAAGAGGGACAAGCUGGUGGACCAGCUCGAGGAGGCGAAGAUCCUGAAGAGUAACAUCGACAAGCGCAGCGUGAACGUCUCGACGAUCCUGUCGAAGUACCUGAACGACGAGGAGUUCGCCGAUUAUCAACACUUCAUCAAUAUGAAGGCGAAGUUGAUCGUGGACGGCCGCGAGAUCCAGGACAAGGUGAAGCUCGGCGAGGAGCAGCUGGCCGCGCUGAGGGAGGCGAUCGACUAGUCGUAACAAAAUUGCACCGAUCGCGAACCGAUCGUUACUGAGGGACGCGUGGCCCGCGUUCCCAGCGAACAGCGAAUUCGCGUUGUCUUUCUGUCGCUUUCCCCCUUUUUCGUUUCUUUUUUUUUCUUUUUUUUUCCUUUUGGAUUGUUCUAUUGAGCGCCCCUCGACCAUGAUGGAACGACGAAGAGAAGGAGUACGCAACUUGCGAACAAGUUUUACACGCGUCUGCGACAUCGGUGAAUGGAAAGUGAUAAAUAUCCAUAAUCGAUAGGUAUCGGUAGCUUGAAAUUACUUUUUAACCGUUCUGUGUAUAUACAUGUAUCCGCGUCCUAGACGGACGAAGCGUCGAGGAGCCUUUACGUCUAGAGAAAUUGUACUUGUCCCCCAGUUCUUUUGCGACCAACAGAAUUUUAUAAUCGAUCCCACGAUUACCAAGUGUACUUUCAUGUCCACCGUCCUAGGUGGAACUGCUCCGUGCGAGCGGACGAUCUUCAAGAUCCAGAGACAGCCGUAAGUGCCUAGUCGAUGCCGAGCUCGCGUCAGUUGUUACCCGCGGUCCGCCCAAACAGAUAAGAAUGAACUGUAAUUCGUGAACGGGAGACGAUCCGGCGAAGAGAACUGUUAUGCUACCUUACGUCAUAAGGGAAUCGUUGAUUGUCUGUUAUUUUCAUGUAAAUUCGGUAGUCUUGUGUCAUAAAUCGUUAUUGCAUGUCCUGCGCGGACGUUGAAGUCUCCGGGCAGGUAGGAAACGUUUCAGUGUUGCGAAUCAAAAUUUUAAUAUAUUCCAGAGAAUCGUCUCUCAAGUUUAUGCGUUAAUCGAAUUGUUCGAAUUGGGAAUCGCGGUUCGAGGAAGCGGGAUGGCAGUUGGUCCAUCGCACGCUCGUUCUCUUCGGCGUCAAGAGCAAACGCAAUCGAACGCGAGACGCGCGCGGCUUACGGACACGUUUCCAUUUACCUGGUCAGCAUAAUGGUUCGUUCGCGGUGGCGCGUGUCGCGGGAUUAUUGACCUAGAAUUACUUCUGGUGCCUUCUUAUAUACGAUAUGUGAUAUAAGGGUAAGGAGUCACGUGGUCGUGAGAGAUGAUGUCCGAACGAUGCAAGGCAACCGAGCGGCGUGUUGUGUAGCGUGUACAUAUAUAUAUUAUAAACGAAGAGAAAGGUAGUCGUUUAAGCGAUGACACACCCGUAGGACAACACACAGAUAUACACACCCACACACACCCACACAGGUUGGAGAACACGGUGGACACCGGUGCGCGAGCACGCACGCGCACGCGAAACACGUUCAAUUCAGAACCAUUCUACAUGCUCACGUAUACAACGAUUUAUUAUUAUUUUUUACGUUUUAUUCUAACCCCAGGGGCUCCCGUGAGCCCCUAUGACGCUUGUGAUCUUACUUAUCUCUGUAUGGCCGAGCCAAGGACUCUCGAAACCGGGCAAGAUUGGUGAAUCGGACUUUCGAGCCUCCGUGGCGGUCUUACGAAAAAUUUUAUGCCUCGGUCGUUUUUGAACCUGUCGAUAUUCGCUGCUCCCAUAACCCUUUCUCAACCCUUGUUUCUACGCUUCCUGUCUUCUCCGUUGGCGAUCGUCUCGCGACCGGUCACGGUCGAUCACGAUGACGAAUCCGGGUACAGAGAAGACAAUUCUAGACGAAAUUCAAAGGGAAGGAUCCUCCGGUUCUUUGAGCUCGGUAAUGAGAUACUUAUCCGUUGACUCAAAGACUCCGAGAUGGAAUCCGUUCUUCAUGUACGUUCCGGCGAACGGUUCGCUUGUUCACGGUGAAAUUUGUAACAGUUCUAGAGAAUUUUAGUGGAACGCGCUGAAAUGUGUAUUUAGAAUGGUUUGAGAUUUCUGUAGAAUUAGAGAGAAUAUGCAAGUAAUCCGGAGGGAAGGUGCAAACCGUUAACA